AUGAAGCCCAACGCAGAGUUACUUUCUCUUUCUGAAGAACUUCUUAUUUACAUUUUGAGCUUCCUUCCUUGGCGAGAUGUUCUUCGUUGUACAUCCUUAUGCAAGGUUCUUCGCCAGACAUACAUGUCAUCCUCCGAGCUUCAGUACGUCACCGAACUCGGUAGCCAACAACUACUUCCUAUCUCCAACAAUCAUAUCCCCGCUUCGAAGCGCCUACAGCUCCUAAAGGAAAACGCUCGUGCAUGGUUCAAAUUUGAUCUCCAUUCUUUCCAAACAAUCUCUAUACCUGAAAUUUUUCAGACGUACUACACACAAACGUAUAUCACCAAUGGGCAUGUUUGUUUCUGGAACUCAUAUAUGGAUUCUGUCAGAAUCUUUCCAACACUACCGAAUCCUUCACAAAAAACUAUCGAGCGUGAUUUCUCUCCGGAUUCACUUUGUGCAGUUCCCAACCACUACACCAUCGAUGUUUUCAUGGACCAAGCGCAAAAUCUACUAGCCAUAGCCUAUGCUAUUGAGGUUGAUAAUUACCCAUCUGAUGAGGAGUCCUAUAUCGAACUUCUCACCCUGGAUGGAGAUAGUGUCCAUCCCCAAGCUGCUGGACGGACAUUGUUUAUGUCCACCUUUUGGCUGCCCAGACGCCGUGAGAUACCUUCGAAACUCGAGAUUUUUGGGAGGCAUAUCGCUUUCCUUCGUUUCAUACCAUUGUUUGAUGACACAGGCUCAUCACUCGCGUCUAUAUGGUGGUUACAGAUUUGGGACUGGCAAUACUCAACUUUGUCCAAUGUAAGCAUCAAUCAAAAUCAGCUGACAGACUUGACAGUUGACUCGAUUCAGAGCAUCCUCAGUGGUCCAACUGUACUAGAAGGAAGUUCCACUAGGUCAAUCGACUUUUGCUUCCUUGGCAACGACAGAAUGCUGAUUGUCAGCGACGAUUUGAAGCUCUAUUCAAUCGAGGACGCAUCUCAGCCACUGCAGUUGCUAGCAUGCUUUUUGUUGCCUGCAUCAGUGUUCGACCUGCAAUGCUUUUCUCCGACGAACGAUAUUGCAUGUAGCUCACACCAGAAGAUACAAGCCCAGCCAGUCACAGUAACAUGGAUCUCAGACCCCAAGCAUCGAGUACUGUCCCUUGUCUCACAUUCUUCAGCUCUCGACUUUGUUGUUUCUACCAAGAUUUUCUUCGAUGAGUACUUUGAUCCGGAAGGAAUGGUACUAACAAUACCGUGGAUAUCCUGGGGUCCUCCAAAUGUUCGUAUUUUUUCGCACCAUUUUCCAUGCAGACUUGGCGUUAGUGGAAGUCGAGCCUUGUGUGCAUUCCCUGCAGCCGGUGCGACAAAAGAUGAAUACUCGGUUUAUUCAGAGUACAGGUUACAUCUGAUGGACUUCAGCCCAUCAGCUAUUAGGCGCCACCAGCAAGGUCUAGGAAGGCUGGUUAAUGAACCAUCUACAGUAGGAAAUUGCGAGUCGGGGGAACAAUUAACGACAUUCCUGCCCUAUGUCGAAGUUGUGUCGAACAGAACGUUCAGUUGGGGCGAAUUCGUCGAUAUAUGGCUCGAUAAAGACAAGAUUUAUUUGUUCAAAGAAGAUAUAGAAACCAAUAGAAUGGAUCAGCUUGAAGUCAUUGAGAUGUAA
Suillus bovinus is the source of this 1632-nucleotide messenger RNA. RefSeq lists its product as uncharacterized. The transcript is spliced from 3 exons. The record is from RefSeq and is a predicted model, not a curated record. Gene Ontology annotation, molecular function: protein binding. Bases 1 to 1632 code for a protein of 543 amino acids. NCBI's taxonomy places the organism in Eukaryota, Fungi, Basidiomycota, Agaricomycetes, Boletales, Suillaceae.